This is a messenger RNA of Haliotis rubra (blacklip abalone), 1218 nucleotides long. RefSeq lists its product as uncharacterized. The coding region runs from base 50 to 733 and encodes 227 amino acids. NCBI's taxonomy places the organism in Eukaryota, Metazoa, Mollusca, Gastropoda, Lepetellida, Haliotidae. The record is from RefSeq and is a predicted model, not a curated record. The transcript is spliced from 5 exons.
AAGUCAUUUUUUCUUCUAGAACCUGAGAGGAAGUGGGAAAAGCCAUGAGAUGGGUGUCGAUGUUACAUUAUUUGAACAACAUUCUUUGAACCUUGGUUGUAAUUCCCGUGCGCAGUAUGGAGGGUCCGGCGUGUUCAUGUCCAGUCGCCGACCAGAUGACCCCACAACCCCGAUGAGGUCUGACCGAUUGGGCCGCUUUAUCCCCGAUCUUCACGAACACCAAACCGACCUGAGAGGAAGUGGGACAAGCCAUGAGUCCCGUGCGCAAUAUGGAGGGUCCGGCGUGUUCAUGUCCACUCGCCGACCAGAUGACCCCACAACCCCGAUGAGGUCUGACCGAUUGGCCCGCUUUAUCCCCGAUCUUCACGAACACCAAACCGCGAAAGCCCUGAACGCUCUUCCAGGUCUCGGAGAAGCAAACUUCUACUUUGACCCCUUUCGACUUCAGUCGACUCUUCCAGGCUUCACCACGGACCGGCCCUUUCCACUAGUGGCAGAUUACGAAGAAAGACCAAGCAGUUCGUGCUCGCGUAUCGGGGGCAAAUCACCGGUCAGAAGAAAGUCACGUCAAAUCGUCCCUGGGCCCGAUCUUGAACCAGAGCCAGACUAUGAUCCAAGCAGGUCGUGCUCGCGUAUCUGGGGCAAAUCACCGGUCAGAAGAAUGUCACGUCGAAUCGUCCCUGGGCCCGAUCUUGAACCAGAGCCAGACUAUGAUCCAUAUUUAACUCUGUAGAUACUCUCUCUCUGAAAAUUCUUCAAUGAAUUUUGUAGCUUUCUUCCUUUGCCUUUAAUAAAGUACCGUGCAAAUGGUUGGUUUAAAAUGGCGGUUAAUUAACAGAAUGUUUAUAAAAUCAUUAAAAAUUAUAUCCCCAGUCGAAUGAUCUAAUCACAAGGGCUUUAAUUGAUGGAAACUACCGAUAGGAUGUCAUCUGUACAUGAUAUAUGAAUGUUGGUUGUGUGUUUCCAUUGAUUAAAUCUCACAGAUUUAUCUGCUUUGUAACAAUGUUCAAAUUAGCGUCAAAAUACAAGCAUGUGUCUUGAGCGGAGAAUGGGAAUUUGAACAUAAAUUAGUUAAUGUUUAAAAUUGUGAGUUAUUGUUUUACGUAUUUUGUCACAACCAAACACGCACUGAUAGGAAUGUAUAAAUAUACGCAUAACUGUACGUUUAGUAAACCUGCUAACACUGUUUCUCAAAAAUAAAUAUUCUUCAGCAAAUGA